UCUGAUUGGUUCUUGUUGGUCGUGACCUGGCAACCGUGUGGCAGCUCGCGGACGCUCUCCCGUCCUCCCUGCGCUUUAUCUAUUUCCGUCAAACCCUUAAACAUUGCAUUGUUUACGGGCCAAUUUGCGGUAUUUCUCAGUACGCGCUGUUUGUAGGAGACUCGGGAAGAUGUCGACGCGAACUCUGCCUCUUGUGUUCAUUAAUCUCGGAGGGGAAAUGCUGUACAUCUUGGACCAGCGCCUGCGCGCUCAGAAUAUCCCAACCGACAAAGCUAAGAAAGCCACUGUAGCAGGAUGGAUAGAGGAGGACAGAAAAAGAGUGAUGAAUGACAUAAUCACCACGAUGUUCAACAAGAAAUUCUUAGAGGAGCUGUUCAAGCCACAAGAGCUGUACUCCAAGAAGGCUUUGAGGACGGUCUUUGAUCGACUUGCCCAUGCCUCUAUUAUGAGACUUAACCAAGCCAGUAUGGACAAGCUUUAUGACUUGAUGACUAUGGCAUUUAAAUAUCAAGUCCUUUUAUGCCCUCGUCCUAAAGAUAUUCUUCUUGUGACCUUCAAUCACAUGGAUGCAAUAAAGGAAUUUGUGCGGGAUACCCCCAGCAUUCUCAGCCAAGUGGAUGAAACAUACACUCAACUCAUAGAGAUAUAUACUCCUUUAUCUUGUGGGGAAUUUCAACUAAUUAGACAAACAUUGCUAAUCUUUUUUCAGGAUAUGCAUAUACGAGUAUCCAUAUUUCUGAAAGACAAAGUGCAAAACUCCAAUGGACGCUUUGUACUUCCUACAUCAGGACCUGUUCCAUAUGGCACACACUCUCCAGGACUUAUACGAAUGUUAAGCUGUAAUGGUGAGGAGGUGAAGAGGUUGCAGUUUCAUGAUGGGGGAAACUAUACAGCUGCUCUCCGUGAGGGUUCUUUUGAGCUGUUUGGUGACCGAGUUAUCAAACUAGGCACAAACAUGUACAGUGUAAGUCGCCCAGUGGAGACACACAUGUCUGGAACGUCCAAAAUUUCUUCACAACAUACAAAGGUCAACACAAUACCAAACCCACUGGCAAAAGAAGAGCUGAAUCUACUUGCUAAGCUGAUGGGAGGUUUGGAGGUUCGAAAACCAAGCAACACUGACUCUGGUUUCCGUGUCAACCUCUUUGCUACAGAUGAGGAGGAAGAGGAAGCUUUGAUCUCAAGACCAGCAGAGCUCUCUUAUGGAGUUAUAAAUAUCCAAGCAACCAAGGACAAUCUGGCCAAUGCAGAAUUGGCAAAGAUCAUGGGGGAGUUCACUGAGUCAGACGAGCCAGUUCCAAGCUCCAGCAGCAAAGGUGAUGACCUUUUGGCUAUGAUGGAUGGCCUCUGAUAUGCAGUGGAUAUGUGCUUGGCUUCUGUAAAGCAGUCUAGGUUGUGCAUGGUGUGUUUCAGUGUCUCACGCAGAGAGCUCAGAGAGUGGCCAUCUCCCAAAACAACAACAACUAGGAGCUGAUAUGUGUUUGUACUGCUAGAGUCGAUCAUUGUCAGAUACCAUCCAUCUUGUUUGGGUUCAGCCGAUGUUGAGGAUUUUUAAAGUCUGAGCAGUUGCUGUGAACUUAAUGUAAAUUCUAAACCUUGGUGACUUCACUGGACAACCCACUUGUCCCAUCAACAAAUGCUAUUUAUGGACAUUGACUCCAUGAAAAUAUAAAUUACAAUACAAGCAAGGUAUUGCCAGCUUAUAAAAUAAGAAUGAAGUUACAAUGGAUCCUGACAACAUCAUAACAAUAACAACAAAGCACCAAAGCAGCAACAGCUAACAAAACUACACAAACUAUACAAAUCUUUACAGCUUACAUUAACUGUAGAAUGAUUAUUGAUUACACCAUACAUAGCUUUGCCAGCUACUGGCUGUAAAUAACCAAACUUUAAAAGGAACAAAAACACUUCUAAGAAAAGCAAAGUACUGUGGAGGUACUCUGUGAUCUGAAGUAGUCUUGAGUGUUGCCUUUCUCAAAAUAAUACUGACAUCACUUUUUAAUUAAGAUUUACACUUUGUAUAACUGUGUUUUACCAAUUUGUAUUUCCAUAGCAACUCCUUAUAGAAGCUUUACUAUGCAUGUACACUACAUUUUCUUUAAUUUUCAAUCCUACACCUGUCAUAACCUUGCUGCAUUAUAAUGAGACUCUGUUAUGUGUUUUGCUUAGAUAAGCUUAAGAAAACACCAUAGGAUAUAAUGCUAAUACAAUGCGGUGGCUGUGUAUUGCAUUUAGUAAUUAAACAUCAAUAUAUAGUCCAACAAUUUGAUAGAAAUGCAAGGAAUCCUGUCAAAACUAAGGUGUGUAAGUCUAUGUCAAGUCUCCAUAUGGGAAUCUGAUGUUUACACCUGUUGCACAAUCCGAGAACAGACAGAAUAAAGCGUGCACAUUUUGCUGUUUGAGCAUAUGUGUACUUGCAUAAAUGUGGAUCAUGUUGAUCAUUUUUAGCUUGGCUGAAUGCCUGGCAGCUUGGUGUACCCCAAAUUAAAAUCUGAAUGAUUUGUAUAGACAAAAUCAGUUAGUUUAGCUUUCUCUAAAAUAAUAGCUUGUUGUUUUUUUUUUAUUCUAUGGUCCUGCCUUUUCACACUUUGAUCAACCACACACACACA
This is a messenger RNA of Ictalurus punctatus (channel catfish), 2609 nucleotides long. It is a transcript of the gene oscp1b, whose product is annotated as organic solute carrier partner 1b. Gene Ontology annotation, biological process: transport. The transcript has 11 exons. Lineage: Eukaryota; Metazoa; Chordata; Actinopteri; Siluriformes; Ictaluridae. The record is from RefSeq and is a predicted model, not a curated record. Bases 170 to 1351 code for a protein of 393 amino acids. Gene Ontology annotation, cellular component: cytoplasm; plasma membrane.